AUGAAGUGUCCGGAGGAACAUAGACUGAGUUGCGUGACUUAUUUGUUACGCGAAGAUGCUAAACUGUGGUGGCAAUCAACCUCUCGGGCGAUUGCUGCAGACGAGGACGAAAUCACCUGGACACAGUUUAGAAAAGCGUUUCUUCGAAAAUGCUUCAAAUCAGUGGUGCGAUAUAAGAAGCAAUGCGAAUUCCUAAGCAUAGAGCAGGGAAACAGGUCAGUAGAGGAGUAUGAGCGAGAGUUCACCCGUCUGUCCCGUUUCGCCCCAUUAAUGGUCUCAAUGGAAGAGCUGAAAGUAGAGUGUUUUGUUAUGGGUUUGCGGCCUGAUAUACGAGGGGUGGUGUUAACUCACGAUCCACCUGACUAUGCAACGGCACUCCAACUGGCCGAGACGCUCGAUGUUAAGGAAUAUCCAACAGAAGACACCCAAACCCACCCAAACACAUCGGUUGACCAGAAGAGAAAGAGAGAGCAGACGUCACCUACCUUCUCAAAGGUGUCUGGGCACCAGGCUAAGACAAAUUUAAACCAAGAGUGCAGACAAACAAAGGCUUGCCCACAGAACACGCCACGUAACAGACCGCGUUGCUCGAAUUGUGGGAGACAUCACCCAAGACAGUGUCAGUUUAAGAACAGGGUAUGUUUCAACUAUCACCAAGAAGGCCACGUUGUCGCGCACUGCACCCAAGGGAGAGCAGCUAGUACCAAUAGACCCCCUGGUAACCAACUGUCCUCAAACCUGAGGCCAGCUCCGCAACAAGGGCGAAUGUAUGCUACCACUCGUCAAGAGGCAGAAAACUCCAACACUGCAGUCACAAGUACGCUCUCUAUUCUUGGGUAUUACGCACGGGUCUUAUUUGAUUCAGGGUCAACCCACUCUUUUAUCUCCACUAAUCUUGUAAAACACGCAAGAGUAGAAGUUGAACCACUAGGGUACAGGUUGUCUGUGGGUACCCCAGCAGGGGUAAGUAUGGAAGCCUUCGAGAGGGUAAAGGACUGUCAAUUGUGUGUGUCAAACCACACGAUGGAUGUGACACUAAUAGCCCUAGAUAUGGCCAAUUUUGACGUCAUCUUAGGGAUGGAAUGGUUAGCUAAAAACCAUGCAUCCAUCGAUUGCUUCAACAAGGAGGUGGUGUUCAGACCUCCUGGUCAACCAAGCUUCAAGUUCAAGGGGACUAGGAAGGGAACGAUCUCGAGGAUAGUCUCGGCAUUAAAGCCAAGGAAGAUGUUAUCUCAGGGUGCUUGGGGGAUAUUAGCUCAUGUGGUGGAAUUAGGGUGA
Molecule: messenger RNA, 1278 nt
Organism: Cucurbita moschata (crookneck pumpkin)
Lineage: Eukaryota; Viridiplantae; Streptophyta; Magnoliopsida; Cucurbitales; Cucurbitaceae
Exons: 1
Coding region: 1-1278 (425 amino acids)
Biological process (GO): proteolysis
Molecular function (GO): aspartic-type endopeptidase activity
Source: RefSeq, a predicted model, not a curated record